Messenger RNA from Penicillium salamii, 1785 nucleotides. The record is from the annotation of a GenBank genome assembly. Lineage: Eukaryota; Fungi; Ascomycota; Eurotiomycetes; Eurotiales; Aspergillaceae.
AUGUCUUCAUCUGUGAACUUCUCUUCCUUUCCGACUUUGGCUCCAAUCGACAGUAACCUGAAGGCCACCCUGGAUUCUUCGACGGUUCCUUUGCGGAGCGGUCUGCCAACCCCUCCUAGCGACAUGACUGGAGUAACCUACAAUGCGAUGCCACCCAUUACUUAUGGUGGGAAACCGAAUGGGAUGCCGGCUCAUCUCUACGCCAACCCACGGCCUUUCGAUUCCAUUUCGUCCUCGAUGAUGGCUGCCAUGAAGCCCCAGAGCCAUGCGGCACCGGCCAGAGACGCCCCCGCAUCAGAACCGGUGGCUCAGAAAAAAUCGACCAGCUCAAGAGGAUCACAACUUCGCAUCCCCUCGUCUAUAAAUAACAGCAAGGGAAACCUGGCAGAAUUUGCAGCCCAGAUGACAUGUCUUUUCUGGUUUGAGAAGACUUCCAAGCUACAAGCCAUCGAAGAUCACCAGCGCCCCGUUCCUUCUCUCGUCGCGGAGGCAUUCCCCACCGUUGGAUUCCAAAAAUGGGUUUCUACGAUUCUAUCCACGACCCAAGUCAGCCAAAACGUCAUUCUGCUCGCCCUGCUGUUUAUCUACCGGUUGAAGAAGUUCAACUCGGGCGUCAAGGGCAAGAAGGGGAGUGAGUUCCGGUUGAUGACGGUUGCGUUGAUGCUCGGCAAUAAAUUUCUUGACGAUAACACUUACACCAAUAAGACGUGGGCUGAGGUAUCCGGCAUUGCAGUACACGAGAUUCACAUCAUGGAGGUGGAGUUCUUGAGCAACAUCCGUUAUGAUCUUUUCUCCUCGGAGGCAGAGUGGAACAAGUGGCACAACAAGCUGAGCCUCUUCGCCGAUUACUUCAACCAAGCUUCCAUGCUUCCAAUCGAGUCCGCCACUCUCCGUGUCUCGCCUCCUCGUUUGCAAUCGCAAUCGCCUUCUUCCAAGUUGCCGUCACCUAGCAGUGAUCUCCGCCCCCAGUCGCAGCCCAACUGGUGUAUGCCAUUGAACGGACUGCCACCAUACUCUAUGCCACCACAGCCACUGAGCGGGGAGCCCGCCCUGGGAGGACCCCGGAAGCGCAGCCGCGACGACAAUGUCGACAUGCACCCAUCAAAACGGGUCGCAAUGUCAUCCGCCACCUCUGCUCCUUCCAUGACGGUCCCGACAACUACGAUGACCGCGAUGCCCACUCUGCCACCUGUCUUGACUCCCACCUCGGCCCCAGUGGCACCGAUGAGCAACAUUUCUCGUCUCCCGCCUCCUCACCAACCGCCUCAUCUUCAGAACUCUUACUCUACGCCUCUAACCCUUCCUUCCUCUACGCCUUCACACCUUCCAGCUAUCAUGCCUCCAAUGUACCACCGCCCUCAAAACUGGCAGCAAAUGCCUCCUCUCUCCAUUCCCCAAAUGCAAUCCGGCACAUACAGUGCGCCCAGUUUGCCCGAGCUUGGAAGGCAACACCCAACCUCAUUUGGCGUAUCUUCUGCCGCCGUCUCCCCGGCUGUUUCAGCCUACUCCGCCCACACUCCUCAAAACCAUCUCUCCCCUUCCUUCUUCCUAGCCAAUCGCAAUUCGCCAUAUCGACCUGUGCGCUCGGUGAAUACCUUGCUGAUCCCGCCGCCAUCGAGCUCUCUGCAGCAGCAACGCAGUGUUCCCUUCGACCACAUGCACUACCAGCCUCUUGGGAAGGGUUCCACUUCCCGCAAGACGGGUCUUUUGCCCUAUAUCCAGCCUGAUGCGUGGAACCCUCCUUAUCUGCAGCCCAUCUACCCACCCUCGAGCUACGCUGGUUGA